Messenger RNA from Cyclopterus lumpus (lumpfish), 7098 nucleotides. It is a transcript of the gene sun1, whose product is annotated as Sad1 and UNC84 domain containing 1. Gene Ontology annotation, molecular function: protein-membrane adaptor activity. Bases 2774 to 6007 code for a protein of 1077 amino acids. The record is from RefSeq and is a predicted model, not a curated record. Gene Ontology annotation, biological process: nuclear envelope organization. The transcript has 24 exons. Gene Ontology annotation, cellular component: nuclear envelope; meiotic nuclear membrane microtubule tethering complex. Lineage: Eukaryota; Metazoa; Chordata; Actinopteri; Perciformes; Cyclopteridae.
ACAAUCGCUACGGAAAAUAUGACCGUGUGUGCGGGAAAGGCGACCGUUGGAUUACGGUCCUCUUUCCGGGGGGAGCGAGUGUGUGUGUGCGGCCGCUUGUGAAGAUCUGACGACCUGGACGUUAGUUUAAUAACUUCAGGACACACACACACACACACACACACACACACACUUCACCGGCGCUACACAUGCGAUACAACGGCCUUUACGUCCAGUUGGCAUCUGUUAGGGGGUCAACUUCAACAACAGUGUGGUCCCUCCCGGUGCUGCAGAACAACAGUGUGGUCCCUCCCGGUGCUGCAGAACAACAGUGUGGUCCCUCCCGGUGCUGCAGAACAACAGUGUGGUCCCUCCCGGUGCUCGGGGCUGCAGAACAACAGUGUGGUCCCUCCCGGUGCUGCAGAACAACAGUGUGGUCCCUCCCGGUGCACGGGGCUGCAGAACAACAGUGUGGUCCCUCCCGGUGCACGGGGCUGCAGAACAACAGUGUGGUCCCUCCCGGUGCACGGGGCUGCAGAACAACAGUGUGGUCCCUCCCGGUGCUCGGGGCUGCAGCAGCAGCAGCAUCCCGGUGCUUCCCGUCGGAGCUUUCUUUCCUCCAAUAGAUUUGAAGUGUGCGCCCCGGCCGACAAUAGAGGGCCGGGGAGUGGGAGGAUCAGCUCGGCAGAGAUCCUUCUGGCUUUGUUACGACCGGGAAGCCAUUUUGGAAAUCUGCUUGUUGUGCUCUCUCGUAACACUCUGAAGCUACUGGCAAACUUUAGUCGUCUUACCAGACCAAUGAGGUCUCGGGUCUGUGGGUCCGCAGCGGUAGAUCCUCUUCGGGGUUCCGCUCGUCGGGAAGCUGGAACCAGUGUGUGAUAGUAAUGUUUGGAUCGUUCCCCUUUUUGGAUUACGCUCUUUAAAAGAACAACAACAUCCACGGACUCUAACCACGCGGGCAAGUUGACACGUUAGAUUCCGUCCGACGCGUUCAUCCCGAUGUGUGUUGUGAAUGCGUCAUUUCUCAUCACAUUGACUCGGUCCUCGCGGAGCUCCUUGACGCUAUUUCAGGCCUCGUUUUUCUUGGGUCAUUUAUUUCACAUCUGCGACAUUAGCAGACAAUAACUAUGUCUAACUAUAUACUCGCGUGUGUCAUUAAGAGUACGUCGUUUUCACGGAUACAUAAGUACAUGGAGCCAGUUUGUGAAGACAUAGCGCGUUGUCUAAAUACAUGGCGUCUAAAUUUAGCACCGGGCAGUGUGAGCCAGUAACGGGGCUUAUAUGUCAUUGGACCGGACACUAUGUGCAGUUAUUAAUAAACUGAACGUGUGUUUUUAAACGUCGCUGGUCUUGAAAGUAGAUGAUUUAUCACUACUCUCUUAGUGUGCGUAAAGGAGCGAGCGAGACGAACGUGCGAGGAGACGUGCAGCACAGUGGGACCGGUGUGUGUGUGUGGGGGGGACGGGGACGGGGACGCAUGCUCUGUUGUUGUUGUUGAACCUGUCUCUUGAGUUAUGAGCUCAAGAAUUACAUCAUAUUUUUAAAGAAAUCUAGCCAAAUGCCAAGAAUAAAAACUGCAGAUAUUGGUUGAAGCGCCGCAGGAGCCGCCUGGUGCGCACUUUGGAUGCCCACAUUAAAGCACCGGCGUCGUGAUCCACCAGUUGUCGAGUCAAAAUCAAACUAAUCCGAGCUGAAUUAAAGUAGUCCCCCUAAAGUAGUCCCCUUGGCUUUUGGAUAUUUGAUUCUGUUUAUCCGUCUUUUCGGCUUGGACGCAGAUUUAAGAUUAAGGGUUGAGGAUUUUAGGAAAAGCCAUCUGUUUUUAUGUGUUGCUUUGUUUCUGCAUUGUCAGAAGUUGGAGUAUGUUAGAUGGAGCAAGGGUUAAAACCUUUUAAUAUAAAGUAAUCCACAUUUUACCUGGAUAUGCUCUGCAGUUUGGGCUGAAACUAUACACCCAGUUGCCAGUUUAGUAGGUACACCUUUCUUAAACUAAUGCAGUCUAAUACAGUCCUUCAAUAUAUCCUCCCUUCAUGAAGGUUACAAUGCUUCAUUCAUGUAUCACAGCACUGUUGUAUUGGGCUCCAUUAGUUUCAGAAAGGUGCACCAAUGAACAUGCACUUGAUGGUAUUGUGGUACCAGUAUGUGCACAGCUUGUUUCCCAGCGUCACACACCCUUAGAGCACUUGAUGGUAUUGUGGUACCAGUAUGUGCAGAGCUUGUUUCCCAGAGUCACACACCCUUAGAGCACUUGAUGGUAUUGUGGUACCAGUAUGUGCAGAGCUUGUUUCCCAGAGUCACACACCCUUAGAGCACUUGAUGGUAUUGUGGUACCAGUAUGUGCACAGCUUGUUUCCCAGAGUCACACACCCUUAGAGCACUUGAUGGUAUUGUGGUACCAGUAUGUUCACAGCUUGUUUCCCAGCGUCACACACCCUUAGAGCACUUGAUGGUAUUGUGGUACCAGUAUGUACACAGCUUGUUUCCCAGAGUCACACACCCUUAGAGCACUUGAUGGUAUUGUGGUACCAGUAUGUACACAGCUUGUUUCCCAGCGUCACACACCCUUAGAGCACUUGCUUCCCGCCCAGUGCCUCAAACCCAGCCCCACCCCUCGCUGUGUCACUGGUUUCAUAACACCGCUCGUUCUCCGUGUGGAGCUUACCCGAGCAGCCACUGUAGAAGUAGCUGUCCCGGUGAGGAGUCUACUUAAUGAGGAUCGCCUCGGUCCUGUCUCUACCAGCCAGGAGAAGAGACGAGUCAUUCAUUACAGCGUCGUCGACCAGCAGCCGGAGCCAACAUGCAGGAAGAGCCUAAACAAAGAAGAAUGAACAUGGAUUUUUCCCAACUGCACACAUACACGCCGCCACAGUGUGCUCCCGAGAACACCGGCUACACCUACUCCCUCAGCUCCAGCUACUCCACAGCAGCACUAGAUUUUGAGAAGGAGCACCAGAUUGCUGCCGUGUACGAGUCGCCCAGGAUGUCACGGCGGAGCCUGCGCCUGCAGACCGGUGCCGGUCACUAUGGCAACGAGACCCUGGCUGAUCACUCCCAGAACCACAGCAAUAGCAGCAGCUACACCAGCACCAGGAGAGAGACGCGGACGCUGCGGAGUAAAAAGCAGCAGCAGCAGCAGUCCAGCUCCAGCUCGCUGUCUUUAUCCUUGAGCCAAGCCGCCACACCGAGGAAGACCCUCUCCUUCUCAGCCGCAAAUACCCCGAUUAACAGCAGCAGCAGCAGCAUCAUCAUCAAUGAAGGCAACGCAGCGUCUGGUGGCUCUUUGCUCACCUCCAUCCUGGACCAGUCACACCUGAGACAACGCACCACAACCACAACCACCACUUCUGUGGAUGGAAACUGGGGGAGGAGCUCCAGCAACGACCUGAGGUCGUCAAAGGUCAACGGCGACGCCAGCGCGUCAAAGCUCCACACCUCGCUCACCAACGGAUACAUCUGCAAAGACUGCUCUUUUCACUCUCAGAAGACGGACUCUCCUAUCACACAGUGUUCAUCGUCAUCGUCAUCUCAGGCUGCAGAAGCUUCCUCAGAGGGCCUCUUCUCCUCCUCCUCGUCACCUUUCACAAGCAUUUACUCCAGAGACAGGAGUCGAAGGAGCAAGACGGGUGUCCUGGUGUCCAUGUCUCACACGUGUGUGCGCUACAGCAAACGAGCCCUGGCCCCCAUAGUGUCCUUAGUCGCCCUGCUCUGCAACAACGUGCUCUGGCUGGGUUCACGGGCCAAGAGCCAUCCAGGAAAAGGUGUCCUCACUUCAUUUUCGGACUCGAUGAGACGAGCCGUGUCCUCCAGUUUGUCCCAACUGUGGCUGUUUAAGCAGACCACUCUCCACAGGAUGAUGGGCUACAGGGCUAGUGGCUAUGAAGGAAAAGCUCACUCAAGUUUCUGUGGAAGCAUGAAUGUGAAGGAUCUGGUGACUGAAGAUGCAUCCCAUCUCAAACUCAAUGGUUCCCUGUGCGACGACUGUAAAGGAAAGCAGCACUCGGAGACGCACACCGUCCUCCUCACUCAGUCCUCCAGGCCUCGGCGCCUGUUGGGGGCGCUGUGCAGCGUCCUAGCUUACGCAGGUCACCUUCUCGUCCAGCCAGGUUACUGCGUGCUGAGAGGAGGCCGAGCGCUGGGAUCAGGGAUGGGGACGGUGGCGCAGAGGCUCCUUUCGGUUUUCUGGAGCCUCUUGGCAGCUCCAGUUAAGGCAGGCAGAGGACUUCUGUGGUUUCUUGCAGCUGGAUGGUACCAGCUGGUGUCUCUCAUGUCUCUCCUCAACGUCUUCUUUCUGACGCGAUGCCUUCCCAAACUUUGGAGGCUCUUGCUGCUCCUUUUGCCCUUUUUGCUUCUACUCGCUUUCUGGUUGUGGGGUCCGUCCACCGCCGCCCUGCUCGCCUACCUCCCAGCCGUAAACCUAACCGAGUGGCGUGCCGCGUCCCCCUUCACCCUCCUGUCCAACGUGGUCCCAGCUUCUGCUCCGGUUCCGGCCUCGGUCCCCGUCCCCGCAGCAGAGAGUCCAGUGGAGCUCACACCAGCCACCCCGGUCUCACAGGCACCACCGUUCCUUCCUCCUGCGGUGGUCUCAAGUAUGGACUUGGAACGACUGGAGCGCGUGGAGCGCCAACUCACCCUGCUGUGGGAGCGAGUCCAGCAGGGCGACCGGAGGCAGCGCCGAGGGGACGCUCUGGGUCUGAGCCUGAGGGAGCAGCUCCACACUCGGACCGACAGGGACAGCCUGGGCCUGUGGGUGUCCUCCCUGCUGGAGCAGCGACUCGCCGUGUUCCGGGGAGAAGUGGAGCAGGAGAACACGCACAGAGCACAGAGUGCACAGCAGCAGAAACAGCAGCAAGAGGGUCAGGCCACGCGGCUGGCAGAUUUAGAGCUGCUGCUCACUGCUCUGGCUGCCAAGACUGAGGAGGUGCAAGAGAAGCAGCAGCAUGAACAUGAGAAGCAGGAAAGAGAGAAGGAGUUUGUCCCUUCAGCAUUUCCCGUCAGUGUGGGCGUGAAGCAAGAGGAACAUGCUCUGCUAGUCGAGGUGCAGAGACUUGAGGUGGAGCUGACCAAAAUCAGAGAAGACCUGCAGGGUGUUGUGGGAUGUAAGGGAAAGUGUGAGCAGCUGGACACACUGCAGGACACCAUAUCAGCCCAGGUGUCCUCCCAGGUGUCCUCCCAGGUGCGUAAGGAGCUGCAGGCCCUGUUCUUCGGCAGUGGUGAGCAGGGAGUGGUGCCGGAGUCUCUGAUCCUCUGGCUGUCCCAGCGCUACAUGACCACACCCGACCUGCAGGCUUCCCUGUCCUCACUGGAGCUGAGCAUCCUGAAAAACGUGUCCCUGCAGCUGGAGCUUAACCGGGCCCAAACCCUGGGUGAGGCCGAGUCCCAAGCCAAGACCAUCGUUAAGACUGUAGCAGGAACGGUCCAACACAGCGCUGCUGCUCAGGGACUGACCGAAGAGCAAGUGAAGCUGAUUGUCCAAAACGCGUUGAGGCUCUACUCCCAGGAUCGAACGGGCCUGGUGGACUACGCCCUGGAGUCGGGAGGUGGCAGCAUUCUCAGCACUCGCUGCUCUGAGACCUACGAGACCAAGACGGCCCUCAUGAGUCUGUUCGGCCUGCCGCUCUGGUACUUCUCCCAGUCGCCACGCGUCGUCGUCCAGCCCGAUGUGUACCCCGGUAACUGCUGGGCGUUCAAAGGAUCUCAGGGUUACCUGGUGAUCCGGUUGUCUCUGAAGAUCCUGCCGACAUCCUUCUGCGUGGAGCACAUCCCCAAGGCCCUGUCCCCCACGGGAAACAUCACCAGCGCCCCACGCAACUUCACUGUUUUUGGUCUAGACGACGAGUACCAGGAAGAAGGAAAGCUGCUGGGGAACUACAUGUAUGAGGAAGAUGGGGAGUCACUGCAAAGCUUUCCUGUCAUGGAGCAGAACGACGCGGCCUUCCAGAUCAUCGAGGUGCGGGUGCUAUCCAACUGGGGUCAUCCAGAAUACACCUGCAUGUACCGCUUUCGAGUUCACGGGGACCCUCGGCCUCAGUGAACGCCCCGCUGCCGUCCUCACUCGCCCCAUCUGUACGUGGCUCUUUAAAGACUCGGCCGUCGUACGAGCGACGUUGUGGAUUGUUGAAGGAAAUGUGCCGAGACUGAAUCACGAACAUGCGUUUUUGUAAUAUUGGAAGAAUCGCAGCAAAGUCUGUGUAGAGAAUGUAAGUGAAGAGGAAUAGAACCACAGAAGAAGCUCACGCUCCCAGUUCCCCCCCCCCCCCCCCGUCUUCAUAAAAAGGCCUCUUGCACUGAAUCCUUCCCCAUCUUGGCACCUUCCACUCCGACAGGCGGACGCUUGAAAUGGGGGAUUACAGACUCAUCUCCACUAUUUCUUCACACGCUGCAUAUUUUUGAGUUCUGUUUUCAAUCAUCUGUAUUUAACUUUCCUGUCAGUCGACUGUUUUCCGGCUCAAAGCCCCUUGUUGCCGCUGUCCGGGCACGUCUCUCUCUCUCUGCUGUCGAGUCUCUGCAAUGGAUUGAGUUGAGCUGUUUGGGCAGCUUGCAGGACUGGACCACACUCGCAGUGGGUGGAGAGUGUACUGCAUCCAAGGCUCAUGCACCCACAUAGACAGCCACACCUCCUGGAACAGAGACACACUCAAGUGGAGGCUUGAUGCAAAUGAUCCUCUGACUUCACAGCAGCACUAUAGAACUGUGUUCCAAGUAUUAGGAGGCUCUUCACUAUGUACGUUAGAUAAAAUAUGUGUAUGGUUAUGGAUGGACUCCACAGUUAAUUCUAGCAUGUGAUUCUUCCCAAGCCGCAGUCCUUAAACAUGCAUCAUGAGUGUGUCCGCUUUGAAGUUUUGGCUCCAGCGCCUGGUUCUCAAAUGACUAAUGACUGAUGUUGAAGGCUCAAUAAUAGAACUACUCCUGUAGACAAGAGAGUGACUUUUCUUUUCAGUUUCUCUAAAGAGGGGACUCUGUCUCCGAGCUCGGUUAUAAACGUCCUCCUCACGCGGCCACGUCGAUUCUGAGACCAUGAAGGAAUUGUAAAUUGUAUAUUUUGUUGUUGAUAGUUUGUGCUUUAUAAUAUCUGCUUUUAUCAGUGUUGCUUUAUAAAAAAAAAAAAUCAUCCCAUCAAUAUCA